UGUUCGGGCAGGACAAGGAAGAACGUAUUGUGUCUUGAAAACACAGAGCUGUCUGUGCCUUAAUUAUCAUAUCUUCAGUUCACACGUUGCACCAAUCUGACCAUGAAAAUGGCUGAAGGCGGGCACAUCCCGGAACUAGACUUACACUUACUGGAGUGUCCUAUCUGUCUGGAGCGACUUCGGCAACCUAAAACCCUACCCUGCCUCCACUGCUUCUGUCAGGAUUGCCUCGGGAUCUACAUCACCAAGGAGUUGUCUGGUAAGAUGGCGUCAGCGACAUCCUUUCCGUGUCCAGUUUGCAGAGGGAUGGCUACGCCUGUCAAUCAAGCGGAAACCAAAGAAAACUGGGCUAAACAGUUUCCAACUAAUGGUGUGAUCCAAGAACUGAUCAAGCUUAAGGAACAGUCGUCUGAACCACUGUACUGCACACCUUGUCAAACAAAAGGUAAUCCGUCCAAUCCUGCCAAGUUCUGGUGUAAGAAAAUGGAAUCCGGUUUUUGUGAGACUUGUAAAGUUGAUUACCACGAUAUCAUACAUUUUGAAUGCGAUGUUUUAGAUAUUACCAGGCAUGACAACAAUAGACCAAAACAGAACUCUGUUCCUCACUGUGACCAACACGACGAGGAUAUGGUUUGGUAUUGUGAAGAUCACAAACAUCUCGGUUGUAACAUAUGCGUUUUAAAAGACCACAGACGUUGUGAAGCAGUGACAACAACGAAAGAGUAUUUUCAGAAGUUGAAAGCAGGAUCGCAACUGACAGAUAUGCAGGCAGCACUGAAGAAAGGUUCAGAGGUCAUGAACUCCUUAGUGAAGGACUUUGACGAACAGCUACAAGCUAUGGUAAAGAACCAAGAAAUCGCACUCCAGAGUAUUACAGAUCUACGUCAUAGAGUCGACAAACGGCUUGACGAGCUUCAGAAGAACUGCACAGACAAGUUAAUAACGCUGUUCAAAGACGAAAAGAGGAAAUUAGACGACUCCUUCCGGCAAUGCGAACGUCUAAAGAACAGUAUGCGAAACACCCUGAAGUCGUCCAUUAAAGCUACAGAGUGAAAUGAAAACACGGAAACAAUAGUGUUGUAUAAGAGAGGACAGGCUGAAGUGGAGUCGUGUAAGACCGUGGUCAUGGAGAUGAACGAAUCUUUCACGUCCGUCAAUAUUCAGCAUCAGACCGAACACGAACUUGUGACCUUCGGUAAUGGCGCUAUGGGGAAUAUCGUCAUUGAGAAACCACCACGACGCUUUCCUGAGAGUCAUGGUUACCUAGCUUCACCAAUGUCCGGGCGUCGCGUAAGAGAAGUACAACAGUUUGAUAUAAAAACUACAUCAGAUGAGAAAGUUUGUUAUGCAACUGGCGUUGUGUUCCUUCCGUAUAAUCAAGUAGUAGUAAGUGAUCACAGCAACAAAAAGCUGAAGCUGUUUACAGAUAAAGGACAGCACCUGGAUGAGUUGACCAUACGAGGAAGUCCCUUUGAUGUUUGUUUUGUGGACGAUGAAACAGUGGCUGUGGCAGUUAGCAGCCCUGGUGGUGUCCAUGUCGUGAAAGUCGAAAACUCUAAAAUCUCACUUUCUUCCGUGAUCUGUAUGCCAGAUAAUAAAGGCUGCCGGGGUGUAACCUAUAUCAAUGGGAAGUUUGUCGUUUGUACAGACACAGAAGAAGCAAAAGUGUACAGUGUGACACAGGACGGCUCUGCUGAGCUGUUAUAUCAGUAUAGUGGUAGGUGUUAUUUCGUCUCACAUGACCAAACAAAUAAAGACAUACUGAUCAGUUGUCUUAAUUACACUUAGGGGAAAGUUGUGCUGUCCAGACUGUCGGCUGACAAACAUCUAAAGAGUUUGUUGAAAGUCGGUCUCGUGAGUAAUGCUACUGGACUUAACGUUGAUAGAGAGGGAAACAUCUACUUGUGUGGCUUUGCUUCACAAAACGUCGUACAGAUAUCUGGGGACGGAACACACGUCAGGGAACUGCUGACGUCAGCAGAUGAAAUCUGAAAAUUGACAAAUUCCUUCAGGAACAAAAUAUUCAGAUACAUCUUCAAAUUUUAACUUACCUUAUAUAAUAUUAAGUCUGGAAAUAAUUGAAAUGUAGUGGUUUAUCAAGUAUGGCAAGUGACAAUAAUACCAGCUAAUACAAAAAAAAAAACACCACUAAAUUUACAAAAAAAAGUCAAAAAUCUUCUCACACAGUUUGUUUGGUUAUCUUCCUUGAUUUUGUAUGACAAUAAAACUGUUAAUCUUUUGAAAAAUAUUGA
Mizuhopecten yessoensis (Yesso scallop) is the source of this 2252-nucleotide messenger RNA. RefSeq names its product E3 ubiquitin-protein ligase TRIM56-like. The record is from RefSeq and is a predicted model, not a curated record. The coding region runs from base 103 to 1053 and encodes 316 amino acids. NCBI's taxonomy places the organism in Eukaryota, Metazoa, Mollusca, Bivalvia, Pectinida, Pectinidae. The transcript has 2 exons.